Messenger RNA from Plasmodium vivax (malaria parasite P. vivax), 954 nucleotides. Its product is annotated as variable surface protein Vir26-like, truncated. NCBI's taxonomy places the organism in Eukaryota, Apicomplexa, Aconoidasida, Haemosporida, Plasmodiidae. The record is from RefSeq and is a predicted model, not a curated record. The annotation marks the transcript as partial. The transcript has a single exon.
GUAAUAAUAUUUAUAGAUGAAAUAAUUAAUGUAAUAUGUUUGUAUAUUCAUAUAUAUAUAAUUAUUUCUGUAUUUUUACAGUAUAGAUUUAUUCAAAAUUCGAAUUUUUAUAAAAUCUAUAACGAAUUUGGCUGGAUAUGUAAUCAUCAUAAUUAUUUGGAUAAGGGAGAUUCCUGUUACAAUGUUUUAUCGAAUGGUUUGUCAGGUUCUGAUGUUGUCACUAAUCUUUUAAAAGAAUUAUACAGUAAUUUAUACAGGAUAUAUUAUACAAUUGAAGAUAAAAAAAAUGAUUACUUUGACGAAAACCGUGAUAUAGUAAAAAAAAUGGGGUGCAUCUAUUUGAAAUAUUGGUUAUAUGAUCAAAUAACUUCGAAGGGAUUUAAUGGAUUACAAAUUAUUAAUCUAUUCGAAGAAUUCAAUAAACAUGUACAAGGUAAAAUCCAGGGAAUUUCUAAGGAUUAUUGCAAAUUUAAUCAAUUAUCACUGGAUCAAAUUAAAAAGAUAAAAAAAGUAUAUGCUCUUAAUAGCAUUUUACAUGAAAGUGAUAAAAAUCCUGAGACUUGCGUUAAUAAUCACUGUAAGUAUAUGGACUAUUUUGAAGAAGCGUUAACUGAAUUUAUUAAUAGUAUUAAAAAAUGUGCCGAUAACCCUUUGGAGAAAGAAUAUUGUGAUGAAUUUGAGGACUUUCUAAAAAUAUGUACUGGAGGGUAAUUCAUAUACAGGAGUUUCGAUAUACAAUCGCCAUAUAGGAACUAGCGAUGAUUCCAAUAGAAAGUAUUUAUUAUCUGUUAAGAAUUAUAAAAAUCAGCCACUUUAUAUAUACAUAAAGGAUAAUAAAUGGCUAAAUUGGGGUGAAAUUUCUCAUAUUGUAAAUCCUCAGAAUACUGCCACUAUAGCAGCAACUUCUGUCGUAGGUUCUGCUAUAGGAUUAUCCUCAAUUUUUUACUAUUUUUA